AUGGCCAACUUUCAAAGCCUGCCUCUAGAGAUUCGGCAGGAAAUCUACCUUCUCGCCACACCAGCUCGUGUGGUCCACCUCAAAGCUAAGGUAUCCGGUUGCAAGGAAUCUGACGGCCGUUUGUGGCUCUGGAAUUUCAACUGGCUGCAAGGUGAAUGCCCCCCGAAACAAUAUUUCUACAGUAAUGCUCCAGUCCCAGUCCUUCUUCACACUUGCGUUGAGUCCAGAGCACAUUUGAUGAAGAAGGGAUACCAAAUCGCUUUCAAGAGCAAGACUCAGGGGCCAAGAACGUGGUUCAAUUAUGAUCGAGACGUCUUGCUUGAAGAUCUAGUAUCUUGUAACUCUAUACAUCUCGAAACCGAUGAGGCUACGAGAGUGCGGCGCCUGGCUGUCGAUCACAUCACCGAUUGUCUCUAUGACUCGAUAGGAUAUGAUGUGCUGCCCCCCUUACACUCUUGUGAAGACGAAGAUACCUGCUUGAAUCCACUUAUCGAGGAUUUCCCAGCCUUGGAGGAGGUUUUUAUAGUUGACUGGAAGCCACAUACUUUCCCCAGGGAACUAACAAGGAACCUGAGCUAUCCUGUCGAACCUCCUUCGAUGCGACAUUGUUACGAUACAGACAAUCUCUGGAAAUGCGUUAAAGUCGAGGAUAGCUCGCUGUUCCGGACGAUGCAGCAUCACGUCAUCCGGCCAUACAGUGGACCGAAAAUUGUAAAGCCGCCUGGCUAUGUUCCUGCACCCAGGAUUGCAGACUGGGGUACCUCAGCCAUUGGUGUGCAUAUUUGCUGUUGGAACUUGCUAUCUGCCGGCAAAGCCAAAUUCGCUCUGGCCAAAAACCUUCUGUUGAAGACUGGAGGGCGCCAAAAAUUAUAA
Molecule: messenger RNA, 873 nt
Organism: Fusarium verticillioides 7600
Lineage: Eukaryota; Fungi; Ascomycota; Sordariomycetes; Hypocreales; Nectriaceae
Exons: 1
Coding region: 1-873 (290 amino acids)
Source: RefSeq, a predicted model, not a curated record